Nymphalis io (European peacock) is the source of this 506-nucleotide messenger RNA. It is a transcript of the gene CPR3, whose product is annotated as cuticle protein CP14.6-like. The transcript has 4 exons. Gene Ontology annotation, cellular component: chitin-based extracellular matrix. The coding region runs from base 22 to 420 and encodes 132 amino acids. NCBI's taxonomy places the organism in Eukaryota, Metazoa, Arthropoda, Insecta, Lepidoptera, Nymphalidae. Gene Ontology annotation, molecular function: structural constituent of chitin-based larval cuticle. The record is from RefSeq and is a predicted model, not a curated record.
CUGCUAACUUUGACACACAUCAUGAAAUCCUUCGUUGCAAUCCUAGCCCUCGUGGCCGUCGCCGCUGCUGAUGUUUCCCACCUCAACAGAGAGGAAGCUCAUGCAGAGAUUGUAGAACAAAAUGCUGAUGUCUUCCCUGACCAAUAUAGCUACAAUUACAAAACCAGCAAUGGAAUUAGUGGCCAAGAGAGCGGUGUCAUCAAGAACCCCGGAAGCGAAGCCGAGGCUCUUGAAGUCCAGGGCUCAAACUCCUAUACUGGUCCUGAUGGACAAGUCUACGCUGUGAGAUACGUCUCCAACGAGAACGGAUACCAACCCGAGGGAAGCCAUUUGCCCGUCGACCACCCGAUCCCAGAGUACAUCCUUAGGUCAAUUGCAUACAACGCAGCGCAUGCAAAGGCUGAAGUCACCAGGAACUAAUUUUAAUACAUAGAAGAUUUAAUUCUUAACCGCCAUAUUUGUUACCUCUAGUCGCCUAUUAGUGAUGGAGCAAUAAAGUUCUUAUC